AUGGAUAACAAAAAUCGUGAGGCCACCUCUUAUUGGAUGGCCAAGAAACUUCUUAUUGUGAUGAGAACCCAUCCUCACUUGUCAAGAAAAGGCAUUGAAGCUGAGAUGCUAAAAUAUGGUGUUCAUUCUAACAAACAGCAAGUGUAUAGAGCCAGACAAAAAGCCAGAGAAGAGAUUGAAGACACAUAUGUUGAAUCAUAUAGUAAGCUGCCAAAGUAUGUUGUGCUUCUAAGGCAACAUAAUCCUGGUAGCAUAUGUAAGAUUCAUUAUGAUAGACCAAAUCUACUAGUUGAACCAAAAUUCCUGAGACUUUUUAUUAGCUUUAAAGGACAGAAAGAUGGCUUUUUAGUUGGUUGUAGAGCCUUUGUUGGAUUUGAUGGAUGUCAUUUAAAAGGUAGUUUUGGUCGAGUAUUGUUGACUGCUGUUGCAUUGGAUGCUAAUAACAGCAUAUUUCCCAUUGCAUUUGCUAUUGCUAAGGUCGAAAACAAAGAGACUUGGAGUUGGUUCUUUCAUUUCUUUGAAGAAUUCUUUGGACCAUUCCAUAACAAUAUUUCCUUAACUUUCAUGAGUGAUAGACAAAAGGGGCUGAACCUUGCAUAUGAACAGCUACUGCCAUCUGUGACUGGAAGAUACUGUUAUAGACAUAUUUGCAGUAACUUCAAGGCUCAAUUUCCUGGAAUGUUACUGACCAGCUUCUUUUGGCAGGCUGCUAAGAGUUAUGAUGCAAUUGGAUUUAAUGAAGCAAUGCAAAGUAUCAAGGACAUGAAUAUAGAAGCAUGGAGGUACUUAUCCAAGAUUCUAGUCUCUGCUUGGGCUAGGCAUGCAUUCUCAACAGAGAUGAAAUGUGACCAUGUCACAAACAACUUCAUAGAAUCCUUCAAUGCAUGGAUUGGAGACUUAAGGGGCCAACCAAUACUAACCCUUGCUGAAGGUUUGAGGAAAAAAUUUAUGAAAAAUUUGCACAAAAGGUACCAAAAGACUUGCACAUGGACGUCUGCUAUCCCAAAAAUCAUUAUCUCAAAGCUAAAGGAAAUUGCUCAGACUUCUAGGAGAUGUUCAUUGCAGAUGGCAAGUGAGGAUUUGUUUGAAGUUAGUGAUGGUGACAGAGCAUUUAUAGUGAGUUUGAACCAGAAGACAUGUGACUGUGGAGCUUUCCAAUUGUUAGGACUCUCUUGCAAGCAUGCUGCACUUGGAAUUAUAUACAGAAGACAGAAAUUGGAGACAUACUGUGAUCCUUGCUUCUCAACAGAAAUGUAUCUCAAGACAUACAGUGGCAUGGUUACUCAAAACAGAGCAAAGCCAGGAAGGGGAAUUGCAAAUACAUGGCUUGAAGGAUUUGUUCUAUGGGAUCAUGUUGAUGGCAAUGUGCCUAUUGUGGUUUCUAGUCAAGGCAGCAACCCAAGUCCAUCAAGUCAAUCUACUGCAAUCAAUGCUGAGUUAAAUUUGCAAACAACAACCAAUGCUACUAAGAGAAAGAGAGAACGGCCUUCAAACAAAUCUGCACCAUCUACUGCACAUAACUCCAAUAAGAAAACUUCAAAAGCCGCACUUCAACCAAUUGCAAUUCAGCCUAUUGCUACACUACAUCCCAGUGGAAGUGCCCAAGUACAAACAGUUGUCAACAUCAAUGAUUCAGCUACUCAUGACUCUCACAAUGUCAGUAGCAGCUUCACAUUUUAG
This is a messenger RNA of Coffea arabica (coffee), 1680 nucleotides long. RefSeq lists its product as uncharacterized. NCBI's taxonomy places the organism in Eukaryota, Viridiplantae, Streptophyta, Magnoliopsida, Gentianales, Rubiaceae. Gene Ontology annotation, molecular function: zinc ion binding. The record is from RefSeq and is a predicted model, not a curated record.